Messenger RNA from Saccostrea echinata, 515 nucleotides. RefSeq lists its product as uncharacterized. Lineage: Eukaryota; Metazoa; Mollusca; Bivalvia; Ostreida; Ostreidae. The transcript is spliced from 4 exons. The record is from RefSeq and is a predicted model, not a curated record. The coding region runs from base 6 to 515 and encodes 169 amino acids.
CAGCAAUGGUCACAUUUCGUUUACUCCUGCAUGUUCUUUUAUUUUGCUUUGCACUAUGUGAAGAUCCACUUGACUUUCUUAAUGAAAAGCAAAAAAGAAAUCUUGGAGAAACCGAGCUGUCUAACUUACCUGAAAGUGUCCAACGCGUUUUACGCGAAGUGAUUCUCCAUGGAAAUGCUACGGCGCAUUGGUGUUGCAACGUAGCCACUACCAAAACUAUCAUUGAAACCCACUCCCAGCUCAUGUACGUUUCAAAGAUCAGGGACCGUGUAACGUAUACCAGCUGUGGAUUUCUCUGGCUCAGCAGUUGUUCCAGACAUCAUUAUUACUACAUUUCAUCACCUAUGUAUAAACCAACAUACAGGAGUAAGACGAUUAAGACGUCAUGUCCUGAUGCGAACCUUGUAUGCUGCAAGGGCUACGCUCUAGUGGCCAAUCACUGCUUACCGCUUUCUGAAAUUCCUGCAAUUAAAGACGAUCUGAUCAAUCUUCAUAAUGCUGGUGUACUGGGUUAG